AUGGAAACGUGCAAGCUGAAACUCUUUCUUUUCUCCUUGCUCGUGUGCCUCUUCGUGAAGAUCACCUUCUACAAACGAUUCCGAUACACUUUUUACCGAAAUUAUGAAGAACAAAAAUUGUCCCUCUACUCUGAGGAAUCCUUUUACUUCUCCUUCUAUGAUGACAUCGUGAAAUCGGAGAACUACCUGGAGGGCAUAAAGUUGCUCAUACACGAUGACAGGAGUGAGUACCCCAACACGAUCAAUGCCAUUCGGCGCUUCAACAUUUACCCCGAAAUUGUCCUGGGGAUAGCUUGGAGGAUGUUCAAUUUAAAGGAGAGCUUCUUGACACCUUUCAAUUUUUACGUCUACGCAGUUUUGCUCUCCCAGGCUGCCAGCAUCAGUGUCUUAUUCUUUUUCGCCGUUUAUAUGGGACGAUCCUACAUUUCAGGCGCUAUCUUUUUAAUGCUUUUUUUUUCUUGCUAUAGAGAGAAAUUCAUCAUGCGAUUAUCAGCGUUUCCACUGAGAGAAAACUUCUCGUCAGUCUACAUGUGGUGCAAUAUCCUACUCAUUUAUGCCAUUUUACGGGAGAGGAAGAAACAAAGUACCGCUUACCUGGUUUGCCUCUUCCUGUCGUCCUUCCUUUUUUUCAUAACCUGGCAGUUCUCCGUUUUCGUGACACUGACCCAUGUAGUGGCUCUCUUCGGACUAGAUCUACUCGGAUUUCAGAUUCAGAAGGAGCUCCAGAGCAUCCUCAUUAUCUUAUCCUUCUCCUACGUAGUUUCCAUAGUGGCAACCUUCUUCCCACGUUAUUUGAUGUGCACCUACCUGCCAUUCGUGUUGGCCGCGCUGAUCAUCACGAAUGUGAUUUACCGAAGGGGAGGUGGCAGUACACAUAAUGGAAGACUUGAACCCGUUUCUAACCGAAAGGAAGAUGCUCCUCGUGGGAUAGACCCCUCUUGUACAACAUUGCCCCUCCAGUUUCCUCCCGUACGAAGCCAAGUGGUGUUCAUGCUGAAAAAGGGGUUCACGUCUAUAGUGAUUUUCCUGGUUCUUCGACUGAUUACCAUUGGAAUGGAGAAGGAUGAUUCGCACGUUCUGUCUCUUCUAAAAGUUCGUCUGCAUCUAAGUAGCCACAAUUUCGAUAGCAUGAUCUACAGUUUGGGUUCAGAAUUCAAUCCCUUUACCAAGUACAUGUUUAGAAUGAUAAAGGAGACAUCACUCCUCGAAUACUUCCUCCUCCUUAACUUGAUUCUGCUCCUCUAUGUGGUGAAUUAUUUUAUACACGUUUGGAGAGCUACACGAGGGGGAGGAAACGACAAACAUGCAGGGCUCGAUGGACAAGCAGGGCGCGAUGGACAAGCAGGGCGCGAUGAACAAGCAGGGCGCAAUGUACAAACAGGACGCAAUGUACAAACAGGACGCAACAAAGGCGUUCGCUUCGACGAGUUGCCUCCCUACGACAAAGGGGUAAAGGUUCGCUUCGAAGUUUUCCAUGCGCAGUUCUUCUACCUGGUCAUCCAAUUUAUAUUUUUCGCCCUGCUCAUGAUGAUCAUCUCUCGGUUGCGUGUCUUGGCCCUUCCGCUGAUGUGUCUACUUAGCAGUCUAGUGGGUUCUCCACAUCUGCUUGGCGACAUAUACAGCAUCACAAGAGAAAAUUUCUUUCAACUGAGGGCGAGCAAGAAGAACUUGUCCAGCCUCGUCAUCCAAGGGAUCUGCCUCCUCGAAUGCGCGUACCCAUUUGCAAAGUAUUUCCCGACCAACGAGUACAUCAAUCUCGCGGGGAAUGAUCCUGUCAACAUGGAGAAGAACAUGGAUCUGAUUGUGUGGCUUCGGCAAAAUUUGAAGGAAGGUGAAGCGAUCAUUACAGACAUUCCUACAUCUAGCUUCCUUAGAUCCACAACCAACUUUAAAAUGGUUCUGAACCCACAAUACGAAAAUGUAGCCAUGCGAAGGAGAGUGCAAGAUUAUUAUAUGUUCUCCUCAUGUUUACCUUUCAGUGAUGCAAAAAGGUACUACAAGGAUAAAUACAAGGUCCACUAUUUCGUGGCAAAUGUUUUCAGAUGCGCUUCUACAUCUACCCAAGUGCCUAAUGUAUUCAGCCUUGCUGAUUUUGUGGGUUCUAACUAUGCCAGAUGUAGACACAAAACAAGUAUGAGGUUCUGCCAGCGAGUGCUCUAUGACGACAGGAAUUAUAAGACCCUCUAUCGAAACGGAAAGUUCAGUGUUAUUUAUUUUGAUCCCAUAGAUGAUAUAAUCGAUAAUUCUCCUUAUGAGCAGUUCGAUGAGGGGAAGUACGCUGAUAUCAGCUUCUACAUGCCUUGGAUUUCCAGAUGCAUGAAAACAGAUUUUAAGUGCCAGAAACAUAUUGUAGAUGUAGCUAGGUCCCACCUCGAUAUUCUCAGGUACAACAAAAUUGGAUUUGCACUUUACCAGUUCGUGGAGCGAACGUUCCUCGCCGGUGCAAAUCCAGUUCCUUUCAGGGAGGGUGAUCUUCUCUCCGUGGGUACCCAUACUUCUGACGAUCCAAACCAACGGGGGCAUAGCCUGGAGGCCCUUUUCCACCUGGCGGAGUUUUACGACUACGACAUGCGCAACGCGAAGAAGGCGGGCGAGUUGUACAAGAAAGCCAUUCACCUGAUCACUUUUCCCAGUGGAUUCGACAUACCUGAUCAAACUGACAACCCCUACGUGACCGUUCCCGCCUCGGUCCCCUUUGUCCCUAUCUCGAAACGCAUUCAGAUGAUUACGUCGUACAUCUACUUCUUGCUAGAUACGGUUUCAUCCUAUGGACAGGCCGACAUUCUCAAUCUGUACAAGAACAUGGACCUCCUUGUGGUCGUGGCGGGUUCUGCGCUGGAAGACGGGUUCUACUACGAAGCGGAUGCGCCUCGAAUGAAGAACCAGCUCACCAGGGGGGAAUCACCCACCCCUACAGCUGCGUCUCCAACGGAUAAUCUACACGCCGCCCAAAUGAUAAAAAGAACAUUCAACGCAGGGGAUCUAGACUCAUCCGUAACUCUCCUUUGCGAAAAUGCAACCUACCUCUACAAAAUCAGAAGAGAAAACCCAGAGUACAUUUCUAUUUAUAAAAGAAUGUGGACGUUGGCUAAGCGCAUCUCUCAUAUGAAUGAAUGUAUUUUGAGCAGUUAUCAUAUUUUUGAGGGAAGGCGAAUUGGGUUCCUGGAUUACUUGGCCUUCUUCUACCUCUACCGUUGA
Plasmodium knowlesi strain H is the source of this 3198-nucleotide messenger RNA. RefSeq names its product Dpy-19-like C-mannosyltransferase, putative. The record is from RefSeq and is a predicted model, not a curated record. Gene Ontology annotation, cellular component: nuclear inner membrane. Gene Ontology annotation, molecular function: mannosyltransferase activity. Bases 1 to 3198 code for a protein of 1065 amino acids. Lineage: Eukaryota; Apicomplexa; Aconoidasida; Haemosporida; Plasmodiidae. The transcript has 10 exons.